AUGUCAACCGACAAACCGCACUCAUUCGGAUAUUGCUCACUUGUUCAAUAUGUGUGCCUUCCAUUUAUCAGCAGGUUCCUUGAUUCUAUAGUAGGAAAGUCUUCAGAGAAGUUGAAACUAUCCGUAACACCCACGAGAGAUGAAAUGGACUUUGGCGAUCAAACAAUAAUAAAUAACAACGAUGCGGCUCAACCUGUAACAAUAUUUCUACACAAUCCCGUCCAUUUCUGUUGGGUCAUGCUUUUAGACCAAAAGAUGGGACUAGGAGAAGCAUACAUGGCUGGUGAUUGGUCAGCGCAUCCUGAUCCAAAAGAGCUUUUAAAGCUUCUCAUUCGAGCAAAAAGUAUGCAUCCUUAAAU
This is a messenger RNA of Strongylus vulgaris, 359 nucleotides long. The record is from the annotation of a GenBank genome assembly. Lineage: Eukaryota; Metazoa; Nematoda; Chromadorea; Rhabditida; Strongylidae.